Messenger RNA from Eufriesea mexicana, 2499 nucleotides. It is a transcript of the gene otd2, whose product is annotated as homeotic protein ocelliless. Gene Ontology annotation, biological process: regulation of transcription by RNA polymerase II. Gene Ontology annotation, cellular component: nucleus. Bases 1 to 1023 code for a protein of 340 amino acids. The transcript is spliced from 6 exons. NCBI's taxonomy places the organism in Eukaryota, Metazoa, Arthropoda, Insecta, Hymenoptera, Apidae. Gene Ontology annotation, molecular function: DNA-binding transcription factor activity, RNA polymerase II-specific; RNA polymerase II cis-regulatory region sequence-specific DNA binding. The record is from RefSeq and is a predicted model, not a curated record.
AUGUGGCCGAACAGCCUCGGCGGUACUUCCGGCUGCAGCGGGGGCGCCGGCGCCACCGAUCUCGGGGGCCUCGCCGCCUCCACCACCUCGGCCUCCGAUAUGUUCGGGCCCGCCGCUUUCGGGGCGUCCGCGGCCGGGCCCUACGGCGCCCUCAAGACCAACCCUUACGUCAGCGCCCUCGGCAUGCCGCCGAUCGAGGCGCUCCACUCCACCAUCGGCUACCCUGGUUGUACUCCCGCCGGUGAGUCCUACUACUGUAAUCCAAGGAAGCAACGAAGGGAACGGACCACGUUCACCCGGGCGCAGUUGGACGUUCUCGAGGGACUGUUCUCGAAGACCAAGUAUCCCGACAUUUUCAUGCGGGAGGAAGUAGCGAUGAAGAUCAACCUACCAGAGUCGAGAGUGCAGGUGUGGUUCAAAAAUCGCAGAGCCAAAUGCAGACAGCAACAGAAGCAGCAGCAGCAACAACAGGACAAAGCACCGCGGUCGAAAAAACCCUCGGGGAAUCCGAGCAACAAUCCGCCCUCUGGAAAGAGUCCUUCGAUUGCUACCACGCCCACGCCUGCUGCGGCGGUGCCUGCCACAACACCUCUAAGCGGAGGCACAGGUGGUUCAGCGGCCAGUUCCCCGGCUCUCCUGAGGGAUUCUCCGCAGUACAAACCAGCAGGAAGCGCGACUAGUUUGCUCUUGGCUGCCAGUACAACCCCGCCGAGCUUAGGGGGCACGGUGUACAGCAGCGGUGGCAGUAGCAGUAGUAUCUGGAGUCCGGCUGUCACGGAGAGCGGCGGCGGAGUACCCGGUGACCAUCAGAGGUUAGCGUGGACAACAACCACUUCCCAACAGCAGUGCUACCAAAAUUAUUCUUCUUACUACACGAACAUGGACUAUCUCUCGCCCGCCAUGCAUCAGCUGAAUAUCGUGGAAGGUGGAGGAAGCGGUUUAGACAAUACCUGGAGUAAAACGAGGGACGAGAGCACUUCGUCCUGGUUUUACAACAGCGCCGGAUGGGGCGACCGAAAGUGAAUCGCAGUGUCGCCGGUUGAUGGAAACGUCAAGGCUUCGGUACAUAUCAUCGACAAUAGCUAAGCGGACUCGAUGGAAGUCGAUGGCAGUCGCUGUUUAUUACGACGCGAAACGCGGCCAAAGACAGUCCUCUUAAUGUUAGACAUAUCGUUGAAUCACCACCGCUGGGCCUCGGAAUUUUUGUCGCACGACAAACGUUGUAUCGCGAGUGCCAUAUACCCGUUCCCUUACGUUCGAUGGAAUCACGUGGCGAAAUUUGAAUCGAUGUAUCGAUUUCGAGAGUACGAACGAGGCAACUGGUCGCGACGCGAUCAAGAUCGAUGGUGCGGCGAGCGAGGUAUUUCGAGGUUAACCGUUUAAUACUAGCCUAUUUUAACCUACCUUUCGAUUUACCCAGAUUCAAGUUUCGUAAAUUUUACGUUCGAUUUAUCGUUCCUUUACGUUGAAAUGUGCAAUCCGGUAAUAAUUCUCUCGAGUCCAAGUAUGGUAUCAUUUUCCUUCGUUGUACGAUCGCUUGUUGUUAACCUAGUCAUCUCGAUUGUAAAGAUGGACGAAGAUAUUUUGAACGAGAAAGGGAGAGCGAGAGAGAGAGCGAGGGAGGGAGGAACCGUAUUGGCGGGAAGUGAAGCGAUCACGUGAUUUCGUGUUUUAUUCCCGUUUGCAAUCAGUGUUAUAUACAUGUGAUACCGUUUACAUGCGAGUGAACGCGCAUUUGACGAACGUAUUCCGUAAUGGUUCCGCGAGAGGUUCGCUGAAUCUUUUGGUGUCAGAGUGAAAUCCGGUGUAUAUAAUAUAAAUAGCCUUUUGCGCCGUUCAGAGGAAUCGACGUAGUUAGUUAGAAUUUUGCAGGAAGCAACGACAGAAUAAGAUAGACCCUUCGUUAUCUUCUUCGAAAAGUUUCUCGUCGAAAGUUAUGUACGUGUAUGUAUGUACGUGUACGAGCACCAUGACGUAUACUAUGUACAUAAAUUAUAUAUAUAUAUAUACACGUGGGAACGCCGAUCGUCUGUGUACAUAUGUACCAUUUUUCCAAAACGUGAAGAAUUACGAACUGAUAGGAUAUUCGAGGAAGGUCGUGAUUAUCCGAAAGUUACUAUUUUCAUUCCGGUAUCCAUAAUAAAUCGCUAUGGCGUGGUUUCGAUUCGUUUCGACCUUGAAUGUUAUGCUAUGUAAAUAAACAAAUUCGCGACGUGCUCGUGACGGAGUGCCAGUGGGAAUUUAUAUUUUCAAUUGUUCCAUCCUUUACGUCAAGAUCGACGCACGAUAAGCGAGAGUUACGUCGCUCGUCUUACGACAGCCCCACAAACGCGAAGGUCGGUGCAUACGUAACAGAGGAAUCGAGACGAAGCGAGGAAAUCGAUACGUAAAGUGACAAAAAAAGUAUAUAGUAAACGUAGGGAUGUAAGUAACAUGAUCGUUUAGAUUGUUCUUAUAAAUAUUACCGAUAACGAUACUACGAUUACCGAGGGAGACAAC